Camellia sinensis is the source of this 753-nucleotide messenger RNA. NCBI's taxonomy places the organism in Eukaryota, Viridiplantae, Streptophyta, Magnoliopsida, Ericales, Theaceae. The record is from RefSeq and is a predicted model, not a curated record.
AUGUCUCUGUGCGUGAAACGAUCCCCUUCGUCGAUCAAUCAUCUGCAACUUAUCCAUCUUCUCCAGUUCCACCCCUUUUCUACCUCACCACCACCACCACCGCCUUCUUUCAUUGUCUCAAGGUCGGAGACCAAUUCUCAUGAAAACCCAAGCACUUUCAGAUCUUUCCUCAGAUGGGUUUCGGGAAUUGUUCUGGGUUUGAGCGUUGGGUUGGUCGGUUACUUGUCUUCUUCAGAGAAGUCAUUUCUGGCUUUCGCUGACUGGUCAACGCCUGUUACUGCGGAAGUCUCAGUGGAUGAUCAUCAGACCUCAAACCCUAAAUUUCUCUUUGAAGGCACUUUUAGAAAAUUCAAGGAAAAUUACGCCCAUCAAAAUCCUUUUGCUCAUGAGACCAAAAGUUUGGACAAUUCCAUGGAGGACUUCUGUGCAAACAUCAAGGUUCCCAAAUACAUGAAGGCCCCAAUUUACAUCUACUACCAGCUCGAUAACUACUACCAGAACCACCGAUGUCACUGUCUCCCAAUUGUUCCUUGUGGUUUAAUUGCAUGGAGUUUGUUCAAUGAUACGUAUAGCUUUUCUCGUGGGACAGAGGAGUUGAAGGUCAACAGGAAGAACAUUGCCUGGAAGAGUGACCGAUAUCACAAAUUUGGGAAGCAAGUUUAUCCCUUCAAUUUUCAGAAUGGGACCUUGAUUGGUGGUGGAAAUCUGGACCCAAAUAUUCCUGUAAGCUUUUACAGAGAACAAAUUAAUUAG